UGGUGGGCACUCCAGCUGAACACUACACGCCUGACUUCUCUGACUAACAGGACCUGAAGACCAUCUGUGGUGAAGAGGAACAGCCAAGAGAUAAAGUACUCGUGCAGUCGUCUGAACCUCUGAGUGGUGAGCAGUUUUUACAGCGUUCAUAAAGAUGGCCGAACUUUACAAAAUCUCAGUGAAACUCACUGACGACUACUGUACCAUCGAAGAAGUAGCACAUGGCAGUGGAGAAGAAGGCCACACAGCUCCAGUGCCUCCUGUUAGAGCAGAAAGGAGAGUCAACCGUGAGAUGAUGAUGAAGAUCUUCGGUGUUCUCCUAGUGGCCGGCCUCAUAUCCCUUUCAGUUUACCAUUUCAUAAAAUUAAAUCACAAGGAGCAAGAGCUGGAGGAGUUAAGAAAUGCAAAUUACAUCCUGACCAGUAACAACACUGAACUACAAGAAAGCCAAGAUAUCCUGAAGUCUCAGUAUGAAACUCUGAAUGAGAAACUUGAUGAACUGACCAAGGAGUUCAGUGAUCUGAAGGAAUUCUACUGCAAUGCUACAAACACGUCUCACGAUAACACUUGCCCUGUUUGUAAAGUGGGUUGGGUCCCCUUCAGUUCCAAAUGUUACUUAAUUUCUACUAAUAAUCUGACCUGGAAUGAGAGCCGUGAUUGGUGCAAGACAAGCGGUGGACGACUAGUGAAAAUAGAAAGUUCUGACGUGCUGGACUUUAUUAAAAUGAAAGCUCUUAUCAUUGAAGAUACAGGGAGAUAUUAUUGGAUUGGCGGAUAUGACAUCAGUAAAGAAAACAAAUCUACCAGGAUGGACGCCGGACCUGUGAAAUCCAAGAGAGCCAGCGAUGACUACAAACAAAAGUGUUUGCUGAUAAACAUGCAGAAGAACGCGGUGUUUAACUACAGCUGUGAAGAUCGUUUUCACUGGAUCUGUGAGUCUGCUGCGUUUCCUCUUCGUAUUUAAACUGCUAUCAAGAGUUCCAGUCACCUGCCAGAGCCGCUGUCUUCAGGAAUCGUAAGGAUCACUUCAUCAGUAAAUCAUAGAGCUGCUAGUCUGAGCCGAGUCCAGACGGUCACCUCACUUUGUCAUGUAGGUGACAGAGGUAGUGAGUGACAACAUACUCUACAUACAGGACUGGGAGGACAUGAAAGCUGACAUCUUAUUGUAAUCUCAGUGUUGGUCUGUGACUUCUUCUCAGUUCUGACUAAAUAGACCCCCGGACCCUGAACUGCACAUGCUGGUUAGAGAUAACUGAUGAAAUGAUAAAGCUUCAUUUACAUAUGAGAGGAAAUGCACAGUUCUGAUUUCUAUAAAACAAUUUUAUAUUUGUGUAACAAGCAACACAUUCAAGUCCUUUCAGUAUUUAGUAAAAUGAAGAUACGUCACCAACCUGUGUCUGUCUUGAGUGAUGUGAUAAAGUAUUUACCCCCUUCCUGGUAUUUUCUGUUUUUACAUAUUUUACACAAUGCAUGGCCUCUGACCUUUAGAGAAAUGAAAUAUUAGAAAAAGGAGACCUGAGGAAAGACACAAUGCAGUUUUUAAAUCACUGCUUUCUUUAUUCAGUGAACAAAGUUAUUAAUCCAACACCUCAGUGACCGAUGUGAAGGUGUCAUUGCAGAUCAGAGUCUCAGUGCUUGGCUGGUGCAACUUUAUCAGCAGUAAUGAGAACUAAACACUCUCCCCCUAGUAAUUUGAGAUCAGACUUUCAUGAGCAUAAACUGUUCAUGUCAGCACUUCUGUUAGUACAAGUUAGCAAUUUGACGAGGCUCUGAAACUCUUUGGAUGUUUCUUCUGGAAUCCUCUGAGACUUCUUGACUCAGGCAUUGCUGCCCCCUAUUGGCAGGUCAGCUUUUCCUAUGAAGAUGUUGCUCUUUUCUGAAUGUUUUUGAGAUGAUGGCUGUCACUGUGGUGCCGUGGAGUCACAGAUCUUAGCAAUGGCUGACGAUUUCCUGAUUUCACUUGCGUUUUUCUUCAUUUCAUCUGAGAUCUCAAGACUCGGUGAUCUUCUAGAAACCUUAGGGUGACAACUUCACUGUCACAGCAAGUGACAACAUAUGGUGAGGUUUAGAUUCAGUAAGGCUGGCUGCGUCAUGUUAUCAAUGAUCUUUGCUCAGCUGUUUGUGUGACUCACUAAAGAGACAAUUCUCUAACACAUGGCGAUACAGCUGUGGGGUUACUUUAUUACUUCAAUAUCUUAGGCAGGCAGCAACUUAUAAAUGGUGUGAUACGUUUACUCUGAUUCCUGUCAUCGAAUAUUACAUUUAGUCUAAAGAUCUGAAGCUAUUCGUUAUGACAAACAUACAGAAAUGGAGAACAUCUGGAAGGGAGCAGAAACUGAACAUCACUGAGCGUUUAUCACAAUCAGAGCUGCCAUCGUGACGAGCAUUUACUACCACAUGACAUGACGUCUAUUCUGUGUUAUUAAUGUCUGAGUCUUAACACAAGUUUUAUCACUUAUGGACUCUCUUAAGCCAACUGCUGAUGGUUUGACUUUUUAAGAGUGACGUUUCUCAUUCCACUCUGUCUCUUGAGUUGAUAUUUUUAAUUUUAUUCAUAUUGAUGAUUUCUUUUUUUUUCCUUACCACACGUGCUGAACUCUGUAAUUUUAAUUCUUUAUAUUUUGAUCUUCAGUAGUUUUUAUUUUAUCAUCCAGUAUAUAUUUACACUUUUGCAGAUUUGUUCUAGGGGCCCGUCUCACAAAUGAUUUUGCAUUGUCGUGUUUUGUUGUGUUGAUUUCCAUUUUAUUCUUAACUUGAGAUGCUGUGCUCUGUGAUACUUUGUGCAGAAUAAAUCUGAAUUGCUUAAUAAAGUCUGUUUGACUUCCUUGA
Molecule: messenger RNA, 2829 nt
Organism: Erpetoichthys calabaricus (reedfish)
Lineage: Eukaryota; Metazoa; Chordata; Cladistia; Polypteriformes; Polypteridae
Product: lectin BRA-2-like
Exons: 10
Coding region: 155-964 (269 amino acids)
Source: RefSeq, a predicted model, not a curated record